CAAACAAAACAACCAACCGCGAAACGGUUCUUCAAGAUUGUUAUGUUACAUAUUUGCCUGUUAAAGUCAUGAAAUUUAUCUUGUUAUGAACUUAAAUGUCAUCUAUUGGUGGAAAUUACUCUGGUGAUAAUUUCAAUUAUAUAUUGGUAAAUUAUAGGAUAUUUUACCAGUUUCGCUACACCCAAUUAAAUUAAAAGCUCUUGUUUCCAGUACUCUGGUAAACCCAGAGCACCAAGAGGAAAUGCCACGUGUACACACUGCGCAUGUGCCCGACGAGUUUUACGUUGAUCCUGGGUGAUCCCAACUUCCGGUUGAAAGAGGAGAAGUGUCUCUCUCACACGAUUACUCUUGACAAGGCCUCUCGUUACUCAACCCGUACGGUAGUUGAACCGGGUUUCGGCUAAUAGCCAUGGCUCUGUGAUCCACCAACGAGUCAGCUAAUUAACUUUUUUUUAUAAAGGAAUCAGGAGACGUCACUAUAUAGAAUUUGUAAACGUCAGAGCCAACAGGUUUGAACGUUGCCCAGCGACGGACUAGUUAGCUAGUUAGCUAGCUAGCUAAAGACGCAGCUAACCAAAGCAGCUCUAAAUUAGGUUCCCUUGGUGUACUAUUUCAAGAUGUCAACUGCGGGGUUUAACUCACAGAAUGGGACAGGGACAGGACAGGCGUAUGUGAAUGGUCCGUCACAGAAUCCAGUUGCCCUGCAGCAGCUGCCAGGGGUCAGCUAUGGCAUGACUCACCAACCCACCUACAAUCCAAUGCAGGCCAAAGCUCCCGCUGCCCCCGGCCCUGGACUCUACCCCUCUGGGCCAUACCAACCCGCUCCCCCAGUCUGUUCCUACCAGCCCGGCCCACCACUCACUUCCUACCCAGCUCCUCCAGGCCAGUCGCUGUUGACUAGGCCUCUAAUGGGAGGUCCUCCGUCCCAUACCCCUCCUCAGUCUGCCAGCCCUGGUCCUAGGCUGCCCCCUGCACAGGCCACACCUCCCCCUCCUGCUGUGUCUUCUAGUAGCUAUUACCCAAACCCCCAGCAGCCACAGCCUGUGGCUCCGGCAUGGCAGUACAACGCAGCUCCCCCACAAAUGGGGCCACCCACUUCCAUUAGCACACCUCCCCGUGGCCCAGUGGCUAAUCAUGUGAACCCAGCUGCAAGCUCGACAGCGCCGCCGCCGCCACCGUCAUCGGCAGCUUACAGCGCUGCACCACCAGCCCAUGUGUCCCAUAGUGUCACCCAGCCCCAAGGGCCAGGGAUGCCCCGAACAUCUCUGCAUGGAUAUACACAGCCAGGCACUGCACCUCCACCAAUGACUCACAUGGCUCCCCAGACGUUCCAUCCAAGCAGAGCUCCCUAUGGCCCCCCACCUACUGGCCCACCACCAACCAUGAAACCCCCACCGCCUUCCACUGGACCCGCGAUGGCCAAUGCCACACCUCCACCCCCCAGGGCAGAUGCUCAGUGUGGGGGUGCUGCCGUUAACAGCACUCUGCCCCCCACUGAGCCCGACUGCCAGGAUGGGGAUAUUGAAUGUCCAGGAACUGUGGCUGGCAAUGGCCCAGGAGCACCAAACAGCUAUAAUCAUGUUGACAACAAAAUGGCUGGCCUGCCCCAACCCGGACCACCUGGUCGGCACUUGGGCCACUACCCCUCCCUCCCCCCUGGGUACCAGAACACCCCUGCUCCCCACAACGCCACCUCCCCCAUGCACCCUGCGAUGCAGGCCGCCACGCAGCCUUACACUCAAGCACCUCACCCAUACCAGCAGCCACCCGGUGGCCCAGGGCCAGCCCAACUGAGCCCGUCCCUGGCAGCCAUGAGCCUCCAGGCCAGCACCCCAGAGGCCCUGAGAGUGGUCAACCUGCUGCAGGAGAGGAACCUGCUGCCACCAAGCCCGAUCCCCGCCCCAAUACCCUGCCUCCAACAGGACCUGCAGAAGAUCAACUGCAACCCAGAGGUUUUUCGUAGUACGCUGACCAGCAUCCCUCAGACUCAGUCGCUGCUCAAUAAAGCCAAGAUGCCUCUGGGCCUGCUGCUCCACCCCUUCAAAGACCUUUCGCAGCUUCCUGUGGUGACAUCCAGCACCAUCGUCAGGUGUCGGUCCUGCAGAACCUACAUCAAUCCCUUUGUCUCCUUCCUGGACCAGAGGAGGUGGAAGUGCAACCUGUGUUAUCGGGUCAAUGAUGUUCCAGAGGAGUUUAUGUACAACCCAGUCAGCAGAUCGUACGGAGAGCCGCACAAAAGACCCGAGGUCCAGAACGCCACCAUUGAAUUCAUUGCUCCUUCAGAAUACAUGCUGAGGCCACCACAGCCUGCUGUUUACCUCUUCAUUCUCGAUGUAUCCCAUAAUGCAGUGGAGACAGGCUACCUGAAUGUGUUCUGUCAGUCGCUGCUGGACAACAUCAAUGCGCUUCCUGGAGACUCUCGGACAAAGGUAGGCUUCAUCACCUUUGACAGCACCAUCCACUUCUACAACCUCCAGGAGGGACUUUCUCAGCCUCAGAUGCUCAUCGUGUCCGACAUCGAAGAUAUAUUUUUACCAACACCAGACAGCCUUCUAGUAAACCUCAAUGAAUGCAAAGAGCUCGUGCAGGAUCUGCUGAAGAGUCUGCCAACUUUAUUUGAAAAGACCAUGGAGACCCAGUCUGCCCUGGGUUCAGCUCUGCAAGCAGCCUUCAAGCUGCUGUCGCCCACCGGAGGGCGCAUGUCUAUCUUUCAGACCCAGCUGCCUAACCUCGGUGUGGGGGCCCUCCAGUCCAGGGAAGACCCCAACCAGCGGGCAUCUGCCAAGGACGUCCAGCACUUAUCCCCAGCGACAGACUUCUACAAGAAGCUGGCUCUGGACUGCUCCGGCCAGCAGGUGUCGGUCGACCUGUUCCUGCUCAGCUCUCGGUACUGCGACCUGGCAUCACUCGGCUGCAUAUCCAGAUACUCGGCAGGGAGCGUUUACUACUACCCCUCCUACCACCACCAGCACAACCCUGCUCAGGUGGAGUGCUUCCAGAAGGAUCUGAAGAGAUACUUAACCAGGAAGAUCGGCUUCGAGGCCGUCAUGAGGAUACGCUGCACCAAAGGUCUGUCCAUCCACACGUUCCACGGAAACUUCUUUGUUCGCUCCACAGAUCUGUUGUCCCUCCCCAACGUGAACCCAGACGCUGGCUUUGCGGUUCAGAUGUCCAUCGAGGAAAACCUGGACGACAUGCAAGUCGUCUCUUUCCAGGCCGCGCUGCUUUACACGUCCAGCAAAGGAGAGAGGAGGAUCCGUGUCCACACCUUGUGUCUCCCUGUGGUCAAUUCUCUGUCAGACAUCUUUGCUGGGGCUGAUGUUCAAGCCAUCAGUGGACUGCUGGCUUGCAUGGCUGUGGACCGCUCGGCGACGGCCAGUCUGAGUGACGCAAGAGAUGCGAUGACCAACGCUGCCAUCGACUCGCUGACGUCGUACCGGCAGUCUGUGUUGACCAUCCAGCAGCCCGGCCUGCUGGCCCCAGCCUGCCUCAGACUCUUCCCCCUCUUCAUCCUUGCCCUGCUCAAACAGAAAGCCUUCAGGACGGGCACCAGCACCAGGCUGGAUGACCGGGUGUUUGCCAUGUGUCAGCUGAAGUACCAGCCACUGGUUUAUGCAAUGCUGAUGAUCCACCCUGCUCUGUACCGUCUCGACGAUCUGACCGAUGAGGGAGCGUUGAACAUCAAUGAGCGGACCAUCCCUCAGCCCAGAGUGCUGCAGCUGUCUGUGGAGAAGCUCAGCAGGGAGGGCGCUUUCCUCAUGGAUGCUGGAACGGUGAUGUAUCUGUGGAUCGGACGGAACUGCCACCCAAACUUCCUCACACAAGUCCUGGGAGUUCCCAGCUAUGCUGCCGUGCCUGAUAACCUGUAUCUGCUCCCAGAGCUGGACAGUGCCGAGUCGCAGAGAACCAGAGCUUUCAUCGGUUGGCUGAGAGACCAGAGGCCGUUCUUCCCCUCGCUGCAUGUCAUCAGGGACGAGAGCCAGCUGAAACCCACCUUUAUGCAGAACAUGAUCGAGGACAGAACAGAGUCGGCCCUGUCGUACUACGAGUUCCUGCUCCACCUCCAACAGCAAAUCUCCAAAUAAUCUUCAGUGGGACUGUGGAGACGAGAGAACACUGAGUGAGGACGCGCAUCAGUGUAUGUGUGUGCGUAUGUAUGUAUAUGAUGUAUGUGUGUGAAAGCAGUGGAGGUCAGACUCAAGGAUGCUCCAUCUCUAGCUGUGGUCCGCCAUCUCUCUAAAGCUGAACUGACGUGAACUCUCAAAUCAAACAGUGUGACGGACAGUGCGAGGACGGAGAGUGACAAAGAAUCGAUUCUGAUGCUUAUUUGGCACUUUUUACCCAGCUGAAGCUAUGCGUUGGAAGAAGAAAAAAAGAUGAUGAUGGUGAUUGUGUAUGUCAAUGAUCGAAUGAAUCAGUGUUUAUUCUCAUAGAACAAUGCUGUCUAACUGAGGUAUCGUUCAGAUACAGUCCAGGCAAACUGAUGUGUUUUUGUUCAGAAAGCACAGUCGUCUUUACUAAAACAAGUCAAACGUGUGAAUGCUUAAGAUAAGGUUCAUGAGGAAGGUUAGUAUGUCUGUGCUCAAAGACUGUUAUUGAGUGUCACCCAGGAGUAUUUCUAUACACAACACCUGAGCUCUAACAACCCUCUGUACCUGAAGGACAGAACGUGUGCUUUUUUUAAUUUCUCAGUCAUUAUAAAUGUGUGUCGAACAAAUUCAUAGUCUGUGUUGUAAGAGGAAGGAAUGUUAAAGGUGUUUGAAGGCGGAUCGGCCUCGCCGUCACCGCUGCCUUGAAUGUGUGGACUCAGCAGUGGAAAGUCGUUUUCAUCGGUCUGAUCUGUCCUACAGAAACGUCAUCUUUUCUCUCUUUGGACAUUCACAACACCUCUGACGACAUCGCUGUUCUGUUUGUUAAUUCUUUCUUUUUUGUUUUGUUUCCUAUUAUCUAAUAAUUUAUGAGACUCCCAAUCUGAUUAAAUUCUAUAAUUGCCUUGUAUGGGAAGUCACUUUUUAUUAUUAAACCUCUGUUUAAAUACAGACUCUAUAUAUGAAAUAUUUUAAUAUAAUAGGAUAUGGGAAAUUCUUUAACACAGACAUAACAAAGCCAUUGUGAUCUUUUAAUCAUGCUUAUUGAUACUUGUAUAUUGAAAAAGACUGCAUUAUAUAAGGUGAUGAUUUUAGUAUAAACAUAAAGGUGAAAUGACGCUAAGGAAAUAAAAUGUUUGGGACUUUUUAAAUGUAGUUUUGUGUUUUGGUGGGUGAACAGUGUUUAUUCAGUGAAAGCGAAGACUACAGAACAGUAUAUGGACCAAUAAUAGUCAAUUUUUCACUUGACUGAGCGUGAAUUGAAGUUUUUUUUUUUUUUUUUGAUUUGGUCUGAUUUCAUACGGUUUGUAAUCUAUGUAUUAUAUAAGCAAAAAUGUAUUUAGGAACAGACAGAUAUGUUUUGGUCUUCAUGCACAAAAUUGUCUUUCAUACAAAAAAAACUGAUGAAAAUAAAAAUAGCCUGUGUUUGAACAGAGUAAAUUG
Messenger RNA from Sebastes umbrosus (honeycomb rockfish), 5531 nucleotides. RefSeq names its product SEC24 homolog A, COPII coat complex component (gene sec24a). The coding region runs from base 618 to 4085 and encodes 1155 amino acids. The record is from RefSeq and is a predicted model, not a curated record. Lineage: Eukaryota; Metazoa; Chordata; Actinopteri; Perciformes; Sebastidae. Gene Ontology annotation, cellular component: COPII vesicle coat; endoplasmic reticulum exit site. The transcript is spliced from 24 exons. Gene Ontology annotation, biological process: intracellular protein transport; COPII-coated vesicle cargo loading; endoplasmic reticulum to Golgi vesicle-mediated transport. Gene Ontology annotation, molecular function: SNARE binding; zinc ion binding.